This is a messenger RNA of Cydia splendana, 14922 nucleotides long. RefSeq lists its product as uncharacterized. The coding region runs from base 686 to 7810 and encodes 2374 amino acids. The record is from RefSeq and is a predicted model, not a curated record. NCBI's taxonomy places the organism in Eukaryota, Metazoa, Arthropoda, Insecta, Lepidoptera, Tortricidae. The transcript is spliced from 12 exons. Gene Ontology annotation, biological process: regulation of DNA-templated transcription. Gene Ontology annotation, cellular component: Set3 complex; Rpd3L-Expanded complex.
UCUGGAUUUCUAAGUUCCUAUCUAAUGCGAUACUCACUUUUAUGAUAUAAUAUCUGUGUGUUUAUGUUAUAAAAGAUUUACAUUAUGGGAUUUAUGUUUGGUGGAGUCAAUAUUAUUAAUAUCCAAUUUAUAUAAAUAUACAAACCUCAUUUGCGUAUGUACUUAUAUUUGUAGGCUCUUUGUUUCUACUACUUACUUGAGACUUCCAAUUAUGCAUUAUUUCCACCCAAUCAAUCAAUUCAAUGCUUUAUUUCUCUCAUAUUUAAUGUUAUUAGGUUAGUGUUUACUUCUUUUGAUGUUUAUCAGUGAGACAUUUCAGUUUUCGUGCCACAAUAAUGGCGGCAGUGGAUUAACCUAUCUACUUAUUUUAACCUUUUUUACCAGCAUUCUUGCGUUUUAUAUGCUUUAUUUCAUAUUAAUUCUUUAUACAUUCUCGUAGGGCAUGAAAUAAAUCGAGUUUCAUCACUUUUUGGACAAUGACCUCGACUGUCACAUUAUCCUAUUUGUAGACUAAAAAUAUUUGAGCGAGAAAAUUACGAUGUGCAUCGCGUGUUGUCGUGUGAACUGUGAAGAUUUGUGGGUAAAGAAUCAAUUUUCGAUUGCAGUCACAUGAAAUAAGGUCGGAGGCCGCAGUGGUCUCCUCGGCGUCAUCUCGGGCUUGACCCAAGAUGAUAAUAUUUACAGCAUGUCAGCUUCUCCAGACUUUGAUCCUGCUGCCCGGCAAGAUUACCGGCCGGCCACCUCCAGUGAAAAUGUGUAUGAACAUGUUAUGGAACAUAAAUUAGCAGAUAAUAUGAGUGUACCAAGCAUUAGAACUCCAGUUUUAAGGGCUCUGCCCCUUUCCCCCACUGAUGGUGACCCUGAACCUGAUUCUACUCACCCUGAAAGUAUUAUCCAGUCCGCACGCAGUAAUAUUGAUAAAGAAGUAGAGUACCACAUUACUGACAAGAGACGGGACACAGAGAUGUCUGUAGAUGCACUAUCUGGACUUGUAAGGAUUGAGGAAGGCCUUGAUAAUGUAGGACGCAUCACUUACCCUAUUAUUCAAGAUGGAGACGACUCUGGUGAUGGCAACUAUGAAAACACAAGUGCCACUCUCAUCCAGGCUCCACUGAACACUGCAAUUGUUCAGAAUGUCGCAAAACUGCCACAGAACUUCACUAUAAAUGUAGAUGCCACUGUAAGCAACAUUACAGCUAUUCAAAAUGUAUCACAAGAUGUGGGCAAUCAGACUCUAUGGCUGCCUACUAUUCUCACAAGCGCUGCUCCUACUGACAGCAAAAGUGAAGAGGAGAGAUCACAAUCUGGUCUAUCACAGAUCAUUAUAACCAGUGAAAGCUAUGUCAAUGAUACAAAUCAAUUGGGAAGACGGACAAAUAUAGUAACGGAAACUAGCUAUGCAAGCCGACCCAAAUCAUCAAAAGUGCAAAUUUUGAGCAACAUAUCUAUCCCAAAGAACACAAGUUAUUCAUCACAGUAUAUAACCCAGGGCAAAGAGCUUGCCUCACAAGUGUAUGGCACACAGAACCAUGUAUACAAGUUGAGCACUAAUGUGAUGUCACAAAAGCAUUUAAAUAAUUCAGUACUAUGCUCGAAGCCUCCAAAGAGUCAGUCUCUAAUCGGCUGCUCUACGUUGUCACCUCAAGUAAUCAGCAGCCCUAUCAAAAACGUUUCUUAUAGUCACACUUUUACAAAAAGCUCGAAUUUGAAAUCUUUGGGCAAAGUGAACAAUGGUGCUAACUUAAACGCCGUGGUCGCGGCGUCCUCGGGCAACACGCAGUGCCAUAUACUAUCGCGGGUCGUCUCAGGCCCUAACAAGAUGUCCGUUCACUCAGGCAGAAAAUCUGUAAAUACUUUAAAACAGGCAAAAAAUUCCGGACAGCUCUCGGGACAGAAGAAUCAAUCGAGAGCUAUCAAGAUAAUACAGCAGGCAGGCACUGCACAUAAAUCAGAGUCCAAGGCCUGGCCUGUCGCUAGUGUGGCUACAUAUAAGAACCAGCAGCCGAUAUAUGGCGUAGUGGACUCAAACACAUCUAAGAUCAUACAGAAAGUGGGUAGUCCAACACAUAAGAGUCAUCAUCAGAUUCAAAAGUUGCCUUCUAAAGGGGAGAGGUUGGUUCUCCAGUCGCCAUGUGGGCCCGUGCUUAUAUCCACAGCGCCUAUAAGCACAAGCAUGCCGCGCGGGCCUCACUACGUCCAGUCUGGUGCCACGCCCAACUUAAGAUAUGUACAGACAUAUACUCCGACAGACAAUCAGCUCUCUACUGUGUCUCAAGUGUCAGCGAACCAGCAGCUGACUGCACAGAUAUUGCAAUCGCUAGCGCAGCCCAAGCUGAUGCUGCAUCCCAGUGCAAAUUCUCCACUGAUACCACCUCCUCAACCUGUGGAGGAACCUAUGGAGCCAAAACCGAUUAAUCAAAGGAGGAUUGUGUUCGGGGACAAGUCGACUCGUUUAACCGCGGACGAUAUAAUCGGCAGCGAGGAGCGCCCGAACCUAUCGGAAGAAUUACAGCGGUACACCUUCCACGACCUGGCGCUCGUGAUGCUGGACCACACGUACGCGGCGCCCGGGCAGAAGCAGCCCGCGCCGCCGCCCGCCCCCGUGCCUGUCUACGCGCCGCCGCUGGCGCUGCCGCCCGCCGUCGUGUCGCCGCCACCGCUACCGACGCCUCCGAGCCCGUUGAAGAGGCACUCGCCGGUUAUAAUGUCGACCGCGCCUUACGAACCGCCGGCACCCCUACUAGCACCCAUUCCCGUCGCUCCACCCCUGCCUCUGAGCACUUUAACUUACAAGCCUCCGGCGAUUCAAGACGACGAUACCGCCUCCGUCAUCUCGUCGAUCGACGGCGACCGUCGCCCCGCCGCCGGCGGCAGCGACACCGAAACCGCACCGGAAGGCGAGGAGGAAGGAAAAACUCGAUGCGUCUGCGAGUUCACACACGACGACGGAUACAUGAUCUGCUGCGACCGCUGCGGCGAAUGGCAGCACGUUGACUGCAUGGGUAUCGACCGGAACAACAUCCCCGAUGCCUACAUGUGUGAACUGUGCCAACCUCGAGCUGUAGACCGAAGACAUGCGCGAGCGAUCCAGCUACGAAAGCGAGAGGAACUUAGCGCGCUUGGCGCUUCCGAUACGGACUCUUCAGAAAGCACCAGGAUGCCCGGAGCGCGUCGCAAACGACUCCUCACUGUCACCACUUACACUGACACUAGCGGGUCUUGUGUCACCACGUAUAAUUCGGCCACCCCUGCCGUGCCUACGUUACCACCGCUACCCCCAAUGCCGCAGCCGACCCUCACUCUACCCAAACGCGGCCCUAAACGCCCUAAGAAGGCCGAAGUUGUCAGAAAAGGCACCAAGAGAAAACUUACAGAAAAGAGGGUCAAACGUAAGAAAGAGAUGAUAAUGAAUCGAAACAAGUACACCUCGAGCGUAUCCAGCCAAUCACACUGGGGAGAAUCAUUUGAGCAGGCUAUGACUAACCAUUACAGCCCUGAACUGAGGGCGAAAAUAAUGAAAUACAGCAGUAAACUAGGAAACACGACGAACAUGUCAUCCGCUAUCACGGCGCAUUUGUGUACCACUGUACCACACGCCGGCGGCAAAAUCCUUAUUGCGACAAAGGACUUGAAAGAAAACACGCCAGUUAUAGAGCUUAGAGGGAAAUAUAUGCUGUCGAACCAGCACAGGCCACAGCUACAGAAUUCAGCGCGUGCGGGCAGCCAAAAACCUGGGCCUUUCGUCUUCUUCUAUAGACUGCCUAAGGAUAACACGCAGAUCUGUAUCGAUACAAGAACUUAUGGCAAUGAAGCCCGGUUUGUUAGGAGAUCUUGCAAACCCAACGCGGAACUCCAACACUGCAUCAUCAAAGGCGCGCUACACGUCUACUUAUACACUAUUGGGACGAUCCCGUCGAAUACAGAAAUAACAGUUGGGCACGACACUAACGGCAGCAAGCAGCCGUGCGCUUGCGGCAACCCUAAACACUGCAAGGUCAACGGUUUAAAUUCCUCACUAGUUGGGAGGAAAAGCAUCGAUUACCCUCCAAGAGAAAAGAGGAGUAGGAAUAGGUGUUCCAGCUCAUCUUCCCCUGCGUCGCCACCGCUGGCACCCGUUCUAGCUUCCCCGGCUAAAGAAUACCCUUGCCCAGUAACACCCAUCAAAAUAGAAAAGAAAUCACCCAUAAAAUACGAAUACUCACCAAUGUCUCCUGUAAAAAGCGCCAUCAUGGCCCUCAACUUUGACCAGCCAAUGAAAACAGAGAUCCCAGAAGAUAUCAAACCAGAAAUGGAUUUAACGGCCAAAGAGGAGAUGAAACCGGAGAUAGAUGAGCCAGAUUACGUGAAAAUGGAGACUGAGGAGGUGAAACCGGAGGAACCGGUCCCAGAUCCUGAGCCUCAACCUGAACCUGAACCGGAACCGAUUAAGGCAGAACCAGAAACAAUCAAAGAGGAAGUGAAACCUCAAAAAGAAGAAACUAAGACAGAGCCUGAAUCUAAUGAAGAACCUGUAAAACAAGAAGUGCCGAAAGAGGAAGUUAAAGAGGAAAUAAAGGAAGAGCCUAAAGAAGUUAAACAAGAGAGUCCAAAGAAAGAGACACCUAAAGUGGAAGAAAGGGAGCGUAGGACUAGACGAGAUGGACUUGAUGAUGAAAGACCGGCUACAAGGGAAUAUACAGCCAAGUCGGCGUGCCACGAUCGAUCGUCCAGGUCUAGUAGGAACACUUGUACGAACCAGGACUCUUUGGAUGAUAAAACUGAUGAUUCGCAGGACAAACUGCCGAACAAUAAGGACAAGGAUAAGAAGAAAAUGACUCGUGAGGAGCGUAAAAUGGAAGCCAUCAUGAAAGCGUUCGAACGCAUGGAGAAAGCGGAACAACGUAAACAGGAGGUGAAGGAACGGCAAAAGCGGAGGGAAUCAGAUCCUCACCCAAAUGCGGUAGACAAGGAUGAUGAUGAUGACUUCCAGUGCAGCUCCAAAAAGAGGAAGAAACGCAAAGGGCGAGCCCGCACAACAUCCCAGUCCAACCGGCGGCGCCUGAACUCGGCCGACAGCGACCUGGUGACGUCGGGCGACGAGCCGCGCACGCCGCCGCGGCCGCAGCGCAGGGACAGCGCGCCGCACAACAACGAGGCCGACAGGAGGAACGAUCCCAUCAACGAAGAUCUCGGCCUAAGCUCAGCAUGUUUACUAGUAGAAGCCGCUGUCGGUUCUGUGGAAUCCGCCUUUAAACUGCCUAAGACUAAGAAAACUAUGGCCACGGAAUGGAUAGGCCGCUCGCCCGAGCGGACACCGUCGCCCUACAGAUCUCCGUACAGACCGCCUUUGAUGUCCGCCACAUCUUUAGAGAGCCUCGUGAGAGUUGCCUCCACGAUGAUUGGCGAUUUAAGUGGGGCCCCAGACUUCCACGAGGAAGAUGCGACAUCCCCACCCAGAACCCCCGGCCGGGAUCGAAGCAGGCCUCCAAAGAAGGCUAGAAGGAUUACUCGGAGCACCCCUCCAACUGAAGUCGUGGAAACGACGCCUACUGUGAUACCCCAGCAUAGUGCUAAGAAACGGUGGCUGAGACAGGCCAUCAGUGAAGAAAGCGACUCUCCUAAUGCGGAUGCGUUUGUUGCAGAAUCUCCGCCCAACGAAAUAGUGACGCCAUUGAAGAAGCGACGGUUAGCGAGAGAAUCGCUAUCCUGCGAACCUAAUAAUAUUGUGCCUUGUCACGACGAGGUGUCACCCAAUUUAACGUCUGAGGAUUCUCCGGUGAAGGACGACGGCGGUCUGAUCCGGCAGUACAACGUGCGCGGCAUCAUGGAGGGCGUGUACGGCCGCGACCGCACGCGCUCCGACAGCGGCCAGGGCUCCGACGACCAGUGUCACCCCGACCACGACGUGCUGAACGUCAACAUGGCCACCACCGACACCGAGCACAUCCGCCGCAUCAUCGGCGUGCCCACCCCCGAGGACGAGCUGCCCCCGCCGGCCAAGCCCGACUUCACCACCAACAACAACAACGUCGAACCCGACGACCCCAACUACGACAAGGUCGUCCCCAUGGACAUCGACACCACCGUCACCCCCCAACCGAAAUUAGAGAGCAGUGAACCCACCAACUGUGAUAUCAAAGGGUUGGACCUGCUCAAUGAUAAACAGAACAGUUCCCGAUCUGCAGAUACUAGCGGAAACUCAUCCCCGCAGCGCGACGAAAUGGACGACAUACAGAAGAAGAUUCACUCCUUCCACACCGAAAACAUUCUCUUCCUCAAGAGCAGGAACAAGAAACCUCCGAAAGAAAAGCGGAAGAAGGUCAAUCUGAACUUCGAUCUCAACAUGGUGGACGACCAAAUCAGUAUUCAAUUGCGCACAGAGAAGGAGAGUUCGAAGUCGCCGGAGAUUAAUGGUGACAUUCACGACGAUAUCAGCAAUUCGGCGUUACUGGCGCCCGAAAACAUACCUUUGCCCGACGAUCCGGGCCCGAUUCCUCCUCUAGAAGCGAUACCGUUACCGGAGGAGCCGAUGCGGCCUAUAAAGAAGCAAUAUACGGGAAACAUGAAGAACUCCAAACUGGUGAUUAAUGGAGUUAUGCACGACUCAUACACGAUCGGAGACUCGAUGGCUCUGCCGGCGCCGGAGAACAUCCCCCUGCCGGAAGACCAGGCCCCGCUAUCUGUGAUACCGCCGCUGGAGACGAUUCCUCUGCCCGAGGAGCCGCGGCGGCCGCUCAAGGCCCGGGUCAAGCAGAUGAUGGAAAAAGAGGAGAAGGAAGCUUUAUCCAACGAUACGGAUUCCAAGUCGUCCGAACUCAACGGGGAGGUGCAUUCCGAAGUGGAUUCUAUCCCUCUGCCGGACGACAUCCCUUCACUAGAGGCUAUCCCUCUGCCGGAGGAACCGAUGGAACCGGUGCGAGUGCCCGCGUCCCCCGCGAGCAAACCUGAAGAAAAAUCCUUACCGGUGAAGGAUAAACCCUCAGUUCUGGAGAGCCCACUCCCCUUCUCGUCGAGGUUCAGCUCGACCGGACUGUUCUCGGGGAUCUUCAGCAACUUCUCGCAACCCUACGACGUGCCUGCGGCCGCGGACCCGGUGCCGUCUAUAAUAAAAAGUGCAAUAGAUAGGACUACAAGUUUAGACAAUAGUAUAUUCGAUAAAGAUAGUAUUACGGGUGUGGACGAACUGAAGAGUGUGCAGGAGAUAUUGACUCGCGUGAGCAACAUGGACUCGAAUAACAGUGUGCUGCUGUCGGGGGUGCUGCAGGGCUCGGGCUCUGGGGCGAGCGCGCUGGAGGCGGGGGGUGCGGGUACCGCGGGGCUGCACGGGCUGCCGGGGCCCGCCAAGCCCUUCGGCGCGCGCGCCACCGACCCGCGCCUCAACCCGCCGCCGCAGGACAAGCCCAAACCAGUCAGAAGGAAGCUCUCUAUCACCGAAUACCGCAAGCGGCACCGCGGGGCCCUCAACGAGGAGCCCCACCCGUCCGAGGGCGAGGCGCACGGGCCCGAGUGGUCGUCGGAGUCCUCCGGGGCCUCGGGCGCCGGCUCGCUGUCGCCGCAGCGGCUCGACGCGGCCGCCGCCGCCGCCGCCGACGACUUGGAGCAGAGGCUGCAUCGGGAGCUCGCUAAUGCGCAUUUGCCUAAAGUCGCACCUUCGGAGAGCGGAGCGCUUACAGGAGUGUUCGACGCACAACCGACGGCGUCCGAGCGGCAGCGAGAGAACCUCAGCUCGCGGCUGCGGCGCGAGUUCGGCCUCGCCCUGCCCGUGGACGAGUGGCACGAGGCCACCACAGAGGGUGCGGCAGUUGUUCCUGCGCGGCGCUGCGACAGAUAGACCCGUAAGGCAUAUUUUUGUAAAUCUCACGGCGCAGGGCGCCGCUGUAUAGCUAAGUUAACGUACGUUUUGUAACGCGGGAGCGCCCGAGCGCUCAAACUGUAUAUUUCCGUUUCACUUCAGUGUUUUUUUCACGGUUUUUCUGCAAGUACAAAUUGUUUUUAUUUCCCUUUGUAAAUAUUGUACAUAGGAGAUGAAUUAAGAUAGGAUGUAGUGGUACAUAUGUAUAAUGGUAUAUUUUUUUUAUGUAUGUAUAACGUUUAUGUAUGUCGGAUAUAUUUAUUUAAUAGAAGGACCGUCUAUAGAAGGAUUGCUAGGAUUUUUGUACGCAUAAUGUUUAAGUAAAUUAUAGUUGUUUUUAUUAUUUGUUUUACUUUUUAGCGUGUAUAGAGCUAUGCGGGCUCCUAAGUGUAGGUCUCGUUAGGGUAGCGUUUCCGGUGUAACGGUUAGUUUGGAUACCGAUUUCAUGUUAGCCAUUAUUAGAGGUUAAAUCUGUGUUAUAAUUUAAGUAAGCGCUUUGUUACUGCGUAGAUAAUGGCGGCUGCGGAAGCACUUGCAGGGACAGCCUAUACAAGCUAUGAAUAUGAGACGUUAAAAUUCGAAAUCGAACUGAACAUUUCACGCUAUUUGUACAAGCACGUAUAGGAAAGUUGUACAAGUUGUAUGACAUUAUACGUUCCAUUUUAGUUACAUCGUCCCAUAUUCAAUGCAUCUAUGAUCCCGCAUCACAAUGUCGAGGCAGCUAGCUCCGAUCCACACCCACGUUAUCGUUGGAAAUUAUUGCAAACGGCAAAAUAGUCAACAUGUGUAGCAAGCUUCUGUUUGACGGUUGACUGGUAGAGAAUGGCUUUAAGUCCGCCAUUCGUAGAGAUGAAUGCAUCCCCUCAUAUAAUGUUUGUAUUUGAUUUAGCAAAAUAUAUCUCGAGACGCACAUAAUACUCUAGCACGGUUUUGUAGCAAAUACCUAUUAAUAUAACUAGCAACCCGCCCCGGCUUCGCACGGGUAACUUAAAAACUUAACAAAUUGUACACCUAAAGCUUUACGUAUCACUCUAUUGAUACCUAGGUGAAAACCGCAUGAAAAUCCGUUCAGUAGUUUUGAGUUUAUCGCGAACAUACAUACAAACAGACAGACGCGGCGGGGGACUUUGUUUUAUAAGAUGUGAAACGGAUGCGAAAGUAACACACGUCUGUAUUUCUGUUACUUAUUUACUAUGAAAAUAUUUUUAGGAUUCUCAAGUCUCCCGUUAGUGAGAAAUUGGGGAUGGGCGUAGGCGUUACUUAUUUUGGGAAACCCGGGGUGGGUGUACCGUAGGAGGUAGGGGGGCUAAUAACAAAGCGAAGCCCACAAGGGCAGAGACGCGAACACAGCUAGUAGAAUAUAAACGUACCAUGAUUGGUAUUUAGCUAUUUUUAGGCGAUUUAUAUUUGAACCUUUAUAAUAGAUACUAGCAAAUAUAUUGCGUUCAAAGUUAGCUGUAAAUUGUUAAAGCUUGAAACGUGCACGAACUGUAGAGGGCAGCACAGGAGCCCCCUGUUUAUUGGCGUGAAGUGUAAAUGCCAAGUUUAAGCUUCCAAUGUAGCCCACAAGAUGGCAGAACCUACAAUGCACAAGAAAACGUACGUGAGCUGUAGAGUGCACUUGAUUUGGCGUGAAGUGUCAAUGUAGAGUUUAUGUUUCCGAUUCAGGCCACAAGAUGGCAAGAUCCUCAAACGCGCACGGCCCCUAUAGGCUCACAUGUUUCGACUAAAAAGCCGUACUGCAAUGAUUUGCAUCUAUAACUUCAUAAGCAACUAUACCUUUACUGCCAUAUUCAGACAAUAUUAUGGCAUACACGUGAUCAGUGAAUUUUAGCCCUUAUUGUACACAAAACAAGGUGCAUGCUCGCAGUGAAUAAGAUUUAACAAUAGCUAGUAAAUAGAAGUUAUUCGUCUCAUCGAAGCGAUCGUAUAGUGGCCGAAUUAUAAAAAAGAGACACACUGAAAUAGAGUGCUGAAUUGAAAAAAAUCUUGUUGACCAAAUAGGAUUUUUUCUAGUAUUUUUACAAAUACUAGCCAAUAUAUUAGAAAAUAAUUGGCGGAACGAGCUUUGUAAAAUUUAAUAUAAGUAAGGCUUUAAUCUAUUUGAUUAAGUUUACAGUUUAUUUGAUUAAUUUGCGUAACGAAAAGUAGUCAUACUUGAGGGUCACUUUCGUUACUCAAUGAAAUUAAAUAAAUUGAAGACGAAUUGAAGUCAAUACUUUUCUUAAUCUAUCGGCGUGAAAAUACCGUCUAGUGGGACACUAUUUUGACAGCACGUUUUUGGGUUCAUUUCAGCAAUCUAUUUUAAAAUACUUUUAGCAACACAUUGUCACAUCCGACUGCAACCCCUCAAGCAGCAGAAGUUGCUAAGCGGGCGAGGUGUUCGAAAUUACCUUGAUGCGCUCUUAUUCUCUUAACAAUAAAGUCGUCAAGAUCAUUUUGAACACCUCGACCGCUUAGCAACUAUUGCUGCUAACUUUACCAUGUCUAUACAACAUGAUGUUUUUAUCUUCGUGCAAUUAGGGGAAACUAUGUAAAUAAUUAAUUGAGUGUUAUAAUUAUAAUAGCCAAUUAUAGACUCUAUAGAUACAAUUUUAAUUGAAUAAGCCGUGAUUUUAAAAUGUUUUUUUAAGAUGAAGUCUGUAGGAUAAUCGGUAAAAAUUUCAUGUUGUAUAUUAAGAUUGGGAAGCGGGCAUAGUAGAGUUCAUACAUUUGCAACUAAGCGCAAGUAGCCAAUGUAUGAGGUCACAAUAAACAGUAAUCAAUGUGUAAACAGGCCCCAAUGUGAAGCAACACUUAUCCCACUUAUGCCACACAUACCCGAGAUGUAGUGCAUAAUCGUUUUCCAUCGUAUUUUCUCGGAAACGUUCGUAUUUGUCAUGCUACUUCAGUCAACCUCAGUACUUUUUGUACCGAGACUGACUGAAAUAUCAAGACACGUUCGUACGUUUCCGUGAUACGAUAGACAAUAAUGUAGCACUACAUCUGUAUUGACCUUAUUUCUAAAUAAGAAAGGGCGUAACCAAAACUGUGCUCAUGCUUCCCCAAACUCAUAUAAAUCACGCAGCUACAGUUUGGACAGCGAUUACAUAUUCCCGAUGUCUCUGCUAUAAGACAGACAUUUCUGCUUUUGCUUUUAACCCGUCGAACGUCCACCAUACAACAAAUUGAUUCAAAGCAAUUUGACCCAUAUUGAUCUGUGGUAACACACGUCUGAUAUUGAGUGGCUACGACCCAAAUUGGGUUAGUAUCACAAGUGUGAUAAUAGGGCGCUCCACGGGCUAAGUCCAAUCUAAUCUACUUAUAAUCUCAUAGUUCUCACAGAGGCUUAAGAACAGCAAAAGGCAAAGUGUUGACAGUAUAGUUUACUAAGGAAACACCACUUAUGCUAAAAUUCAGAGCUAGCUGGGUAGAAAUUAUUGACAAGAUGAACUCUUAAUCAUACCUUCCUGAAAUAAUUGUGUGGUAUAGGUUUUAAUAUGUAUGUAAUUAAUCUGGUCUAAACUAUGGCUGCGAGAUCCUCACUAUUCAUACAUACAUACAUACACUACAAUAAUCGCGACGACGAGUAAAUGUUGUGCGACACUAAUCCCAGUGACUUACUUAUACGUUUGCAAAAUAUUUUAUUCGUUAAUAGGCUAAAACGUUGCAUUUACACAUAACACAAUUAAACACUUUAAUUAUAAACCUGUAAUAAAGAAACUCAUAUACAUACAAGUAUGAACGCUGAAAACAACUCCUUUUUUUGGGCAGUCGUGUAAAAAAAAUAGGCAGAAACAGCGUGAUUCUUUUAUUAUUUCUUUAUUUACUGUCCUCGAACGCAUUUAAAAAUCUCGUAGGGUAACCUCGCCCAUUGUGGACUCUAGCAAAAACUGGCUGCCAUUGUCAGGUAUUUCGCCCUACAACGCACUAUCAAUAGAUUGAUAACGCCAUCAUAGCAGAACCCCGGCAGAAUUGAUUUCAUUCAUUGUAACAUAGUAUGUAUUAUGAAAUUAGAUUUAUGAGAUGAUUUGUGGCCUAAUAAACGUAAUAGACGAACCAACGAGCGAUGAGGUUGCAAUUUAGUUAAGUUUACGUCGUGGUACAGGUGGUAAGACCAAUAUGCUACACAUACAGGAACUAUUUUUGGUCGGUUAUAAAUCUUAACGGAUUUUAUUUUCAAUAAUUAGGAGGCACGUGGGAUCCUGUUAGGAUUCGGCUGAAUCUAUUUACUUUCGCAUGGAGUUAAAAAGUGUCUCCACAUGCAUUACGUAUUUCGAGUUGUGUUAGUCCCUGGGAGUUAAACUCUCUUCAGUCGUUGUAAUGUUAAUAAAAUAUCUGGGAGACCGAGCAAAGCUCGGAAAACAUAUAAAGACUCAAAAAUGCGCGUUUUCCCAGAGAUAAGACCUAGCUAGAUCGAUUUUUUGGCCCCGAAAACCCCCAUAUACCAAAUUUCAUCGAAGUCGUUAGAGCCGUUUCCGAGAUCCCCGAAUACAUAAAUAAAUAAUAUAAAUAAAUAUACAAGAAUUGCUCGUUUAAAGGUAUUAGAUAGAUACAUUUCAUGAAAAUGGUUAUAAAGCAGUUAGUCUUACCGCCUAAGCCUGUAUAAUGUAGCAGCUACGUUUAAGCGCCCAGUCGAAGCGACUCCAUCCCUCAAAGUUGCUCAAUGACAAAACGUCUGCUUUUCGUGUUCGAUAAACUUAAGAUUUUCGUAUCCCCCUAAUCUGAAUGUUAGAGUAGUACCCGCGUUCCUGAUAGGCAGACUAGUUACGAAGGUGAAUUGAAUUUUAUCUUUAGGCCAGUGCUAUUCAGUGUGGUUACUAUUAGUCCCCAUUUUGCCGGUAAAUACCGGUAAACAUUUUCAAUGAAUACACGUGCAUUAAUAGUUUUCCAUCGUAUUUUCGGAAGCGUUCGUAUGUGUCAUGCUACUUCAGUCAACCUCAGUACUUUUUGUACCGAGACUGGCUGAAAUAGCAAGACACGUUCGUGAGUUUCCGUGAAAAUACGAUGGAAAAUAACUUUGCACUACAUCUGUAAAUGGGGAUAUUGGGGAUAAAAUAGGAAUAGCCAAUGAUUUCUCACAAAUACAGCAUUUAAAGAUGGCUGUCUAGUCUGUGCGCUUCCAGUGUUAUAUUUAGGCAUAUUAGUUAUUUCGUUUCGUAUAUUUAGUACACUACAAUAUUCAUCACAUUUUCUUCGUGUCAUAAUAGGCUGGAUAUUUCCAUAUUUGUUUAUGUAUUUGCUUGUUUGUGUCACAUAUGAUAUGACCUUAAAUAUGUCCAAGUACUCAAUAAGAGUUCAUUAGAGCAACAAAUAUUUUACUUUAUGCAAAAUGAUUAUGUAUAGGUAUUUAUGGCAAGCGUGUAUCUGAAAGCGCACGGGCAUAGACAAUAGUUCAACAAAGAACUGUAACUUGUGUUAUAGGGUUAUUCAUUAAUUUUGAAAACACUGCAACACCCGGUACUGGAACCCUAUGCUAUCACGCAGAAACUUAUUUAAUUUUAGCUUACAUAAAUAGGGUAAAUGCAUUUAUUGGCAACCAGACUACUUUUUGACAGGAGUGUUAAAAUCUUGGUGGAGUCAAUGAAUGGAUUAUAUCCCCCUAUUCUGUUUCGUUACACCAGUCCAUUUCAGGACUAGUUUUUAAACAUUUAUUGAAUAUUUGUCCCAAUGCAGUUAUAUUGCCAGUUCUCGUGGGCGACGCUAAGGCGCAACGGAAAUAUUAAUUGUGUUCAAUUUAAUGAUUAUUUAUAUUCUCACUUGGUUAUAAUUUUAGACGCUACCUUCGCAAAUCGCCUAGUGUCUCACUAGCUACUUAAUACUGCAAUUCAGUUUUAAUGCAUAAUUAUAUCUAAGUCGUUACGUUGCAAUAUUUCACCUAAAGGUUACGAAUAUACAUUAUUUUAGCAGCUUUCAAGAUGGAUUCGUAAAUAACAUUUGAUUUUAAUGCUUUAUAUUUUGUUUUGUAUAACGAAUUAUAGCUUUUUUUGGUGUAUGUUUUGUGAUACAAUCAAUUUUAGAUCAAUAAUCUAAAUGGGUAAAUAAUCCUUAGAUGAAAUGAGCUUGUAAAUAUUUCGAUCUGGUUGUUUAUUAGAUACAGCAUAAUGCUUAUUGUGUCCAAGUGUUGAAGUGAAAUAACCACAAGUUUUUUAGUGGAAAGUAAAUGAAAGUGGUUAUUUUACAGUGUGGUUGAAAUUAUUUGUGCUGAACGUUCAAAUCCACGUUAGCCAACGUAGUCCAGAUGACAAUAGCACAUCGGCAAACGUCAUAUGAAUAGAAAAAAUGUAACCGGAUAACCAUAUGCUACGAAAAGUCACGUGACUUUAUUCAUACAUUAUUUAAGUUUCGAAUGGCGUUUUCUAUUCGCGAUUGUCAUCUUCUCAUCUCGGCCUGUGGUUAGUUAAAAACAUAUUUCUAAUUUUAAUGGCAAUUAAUUUCAACUACCUUCACACGUCCAAACUGUGAACUGUCACUUGUAAAGUGAUUUUAUCAGUAUUGUGCGAGACGGUGAGGUUGUAUUAUAAAAGGCCGUCCGCCGAGGGCCGUCGCAUAAUCAACACGUAGAUUUUAGAUAGUAUGUUUGUGAUAAUCACAGAAGCUAUCAUCUGUACAGGUGUAGCGCAUAAUUGUUUUCCAUCGUGUUUUCUCGGAAACGUUCGUAUUUGUCAUACUACUUCAGUCAACCUCAGUACUUUUUGUACCGAGACUGGCAGAAAUAGCAAGACAUGUUUGUAUGUGAAAAUACGAUGGAAAAUAAUUAUGCACUACAUCUAUAGAGCGUUUAUGUACAUAGUAGCGGGUAAUAUGUAAGUGAAAAGCUAUAUUUUGUUAUUGUAAAACGAAAUGCGCCCUCUAGUUUGCCAUACCGCAAUCCUUUUGUGCUCCCAUCCCGUACCGUUUCUGUAGCGUGUUGCGAUUAACAAUGGAAUAUUUUGCAAUAUAUUAAUAUAAUUUUUUAUUCACUAAGUGAUCGUAAAAUAGAGCUGUAUAUUAUCCAGAUGUUAAAUAUUAUUAUUUCUUUCUUAAUGUUUGAACUAAGCAUGUAAAAUUUAAAAUAAUAAUAUAGAAUAAAAGAUGUUAUGAUAAUUAAUUACAUAAAAUCUUCGUUUGAA